AUGGGAUUAUUCAACAAUAUUGUGGAUAAGGUCAAAAGCCUAUUCCAAGCGAAGGAGAAGGAUCACAUCGAAAACAUGUCACCCCCACAAGGAAGUCUAUGGUCUGGAGGGUACCGUCCAAAUUCAAAUAGCCCAAAAACUAACAACACCUAUUUUACCAAAAGCAAAGGGUCCAGAGAAGCAAGAAAACCGUUGGGAGAAGCCAACUUGAACAUUCAAGGCUCAAUGCCGGCGAAGAAAGAGGGUUUCAACCGUGUGCUGGACGGUUUGAAAAAACGUCAGUUACAGCAUGACUUCAAAUUGGAGCGAGCUGCAGAAACAUAUGAACCAAUCCAGAAUAUUGGGUCAGGAGCGUUUGGAAUUGUUUGUGAAGCUGUGGAAACUUCCAGUGAUUAUAAAGUUGCCAUUAAGAAGGUUGCUCAUGCAUCGGCCACACCAACCCUUGCCAGACGUACACUUCGUGAAAUACGUGUUCUUCGCUACAUUGAUCAUCCAAAUAUUGUGACACUACGUGAUAUCUUCAGAACCCAAGGUCCACUUGGAAUCGAUGUCUUUCUUGUGAUGGAUCUCAUGCAAAACAACCUUCAUCACAUUAUUUAUGGAAAUGAGGAACCAUUGGAUGAAUACUAUAUCAACCAAUUUCUAGGACAGCUUUUGCGAGGAUUGGAGUAUCUUCAUGUCGCCUCGAUUGCUCACAGAGAUUUAAAACCAUCUAACCUACUUGUCAACCAAGAUGGUACUCUCCGGAUAGCUGAUUUCGGAAUGGCUAAAUUCACAGACAACAGUUCGAAGAAACACGAUGACGAGGAACAUUGUUACUAUAUGACUCAACAUGUCGCCACACUUCCAUACAGAGCUCCAGAACUCUUGUUUGUCCUGCCAGAACACUCAACUGCGGUUGACAUGUGGGCGGUUGGAUGUAUCUUUGGAGAGAUGGUCACCAGAAAUGAGUUGUUACCUGGAAGAAGUGUGCAAGGACAGAUCAAAAUGCUUCUGACAAUGUUGGGACAUCCACCACAACAUGUCAUUGAUGAGGUCCGAUGUGAUCGUACGCGAAAACUGAUUCAGGACUAUGGUAGGAAAGCAGAUGCCGAAUGGGAUGAUAUUAUGUUCUGCAAAGCUAGAGGAGAGAAUCAAAUCGUUCGUGGUAACUGUGAUACGAUUGAUUUCGUAAAACAAUUGUUCCAAUACGAUGCAACAAGACGCAUCAGCAUUCAAGAAGCAUUGGCUCAUCCAUACAUUCAAAGAGUUGUUGAGCCAAUGGGAUCACAGAAAAAGUGUCCGUUCAGAGUGAAGAAAGACAUGAUGCAAGUUGAAGAUCUGAGUCAUCAAGAUCUGAUUGAAAUCAUGAAGCAAGAUGUUCGAUCAGCGGAGAACACUUAUAAUGAAAUGCGCUCUGGAGAUUCGACAGGAAGCCACAGUUCGGAUACCUCAACGGACACGAGCGGAGAAUACCCCCCUAUUGUGCAGCAUGAGCAACUAAUGGAAGACGUGGCUACACAAAUCUCAAUUUGUGAGCCGUCAUCUUUGUAA
This is a messenger RNA of Caenorhabditis remanei, 1533 nucleotides long. RefSeq lists its product as uncharacterized. The record is from RefSeq and is a predicted model, not a curated record. The transcript is spliced from 9 exons. Gene Ontology annotation, molecular function: protein serine/threonine kinase activity; ATP binding. Gene Ontology annotation, cellular component: cytoplasm; nucleus. The coding region runs from base 1 to 1533 and encodes 510 amino acids. Gene Ontology annotation, biological process: intracellular signal transduction; protein phosphorylation. NCBI's taxonomy places the organism in Eukaryota, Metazoa, Nematoda, Chromadorea, Rhabditida, Rhabditidae.